AACAUCAACAAACCAUCAGUCAAGUCGAAUAUUCUUGCAUCGUAAAUGAACCCUUUAAGCUGAAUUCCAGGUGGCUGUUAAUUAACCGAUCAAUAUGAUCGGACCGAAGCAUGGCGGCCUAUGAUGUAUGGCCCGACUCCUAACUUAGCGCUGAGCCCAGCCUAGUGUCCUGGCCUUUUGGUCACGCCCAUUUCAUCUGGCUAUCAUUUUACCCUCCGACCUACCUCCCAUCAUGCUCAGUGCUCACGGCCCCGCCUCCUUAAUCAGGACUAGCCGGAAAUCCCCUUCCCGCAUCCACCCUCGUGUGAGAGCAGGCCAGGGGAUAUGCAUAGGCGUGUUGGCGGCCCUGAUGGCUUUGAGCCCACCCCGGGGCGUCGGAGCCCGUGAAUACGUCCAGGGUAUGUCCAGUCAUUAUUCGCAUUGUCCAUUUCUGGACGGGAUUUACACGUCUGUCAUGCGGCGCAUCUUCAACCCCGGAUUGCACAAGGCCCUGCUCUCCGAGAUUGAGGUCAUGUUGACCACAUCCAUCUUGCCGGAUGUCUGCCAAUUGGUGGUGGAGGAGACCUUACCUUCGGGAAUGUACGUGGACACGGAUGAGCUUCGAGAUUUGGCCGAAGCCAAAGGACUUCGCACCUUUGUGCCGGUGCCUGUGGAUGUCGAGAAGCCCGAGUUUCAAGCUGAUGCCUUUCGUAUGUACGUGUUCCGGGACCUGCAAAUCCAGGAGAACUUGCGCCUAACCCAAGUGGAGGUGCCGGUGCACCUCCGUUAUCACACACCCCGCCCACCCACGCCUGAUGAGGAGCGACGAGGCCUGGCGCCCAGCGCCAUCGUCAAACUUCAGAAUCCUCGUCUGUUCUUGUCCUGUCGUGGUGAUCAUUUGGCCCAACAUUGCCCGGAUCGGACGGUCACGUCCUACUGUGACGCGAGUGGCACCAGCAAAUGCGAAUACCUUCAUCUACCUUAUAAGAUUAAUGUCAACGCAGUCGAAGUGUCCGUGCCCGUGGGCAAUGAAGAUCACGGCUCUACCGUGGUGGGUAUUACCACGUUUAUUGUGAGCGGUGGCACGAUCUAUUUGAUUAUCGCUUUGCUCCGUGCUCCAGAAAUCAAGGUCAAAAUCGACUAAUUAUGGACGACAAUUCUCCCUGCAGGAUAUCCUGUUUUUUUAUAAUAAAAGAAUGGAAUACAAAAGAAUGGUUUGUCAUGUUAGCGCCCAA
Tigriopus californicus is the source of this 1214-nucleotide messenger RNA. It is a transcript of the gene PIG-X, whose product is annotated as phosphatidylinositol-glycan biosynthesis class X protein-like. The transcript is spliced from 4 exons. The record is from RefSeq and is a predicted model, not a curated record. Gene Ontology annotation, biological process: GPI anchor biosynthetic process. NCBI's taxonomy places the organism in Eukaryota, Metazoa, Arthropoda, Copepoda, Harpacticoida, Harpacticidae. Gene Ontology annotation, cellular component: endoplasmic reticulum membrane. The coding region runs from base 233 to 1123 and encodes 296 amino acids.